UUUAAGACAGGAGAAUGUAGCAGUAUUUGGGAGUUGAACAAGAGACGUUUACCACUCAUGAGUCGGCUGGCAAACUGAGAUCCCCGAGCAAGCUCUGAAGUUUUUCUGAAUCAGACAAGUAAUCCUGAAGAAAAUGAAAGUUCUCGGGCUUUGUCUUCUUGCGGUUGUUCUCCUGCUUGGAUUGGUGGCGGUCACUUCGCAAGGGAUAUGGCAGCAGCCUGGUUAUUAUCCACCUGAACCGCCGCAGACACCAGGGCAGGGACCAGGAUACUUACCAGCUCAGCCUCCAGUCUACGGACCCGGGCAGGGAACCCCACCCCGGGUUCCAGGACAGGGAGCCCCACCCCACGGAGGCCCACCCCACGGAGCCCCACCUCCAGGAGCCCCAACCCAGAGGCCCGGUCCUGCAAUCCCUAAGCCGCCCAUCAACGUGAAGUUUCUGGUUCUUGGAGCAGGUGCAUCGGGACUCCAAGCCGCCCAGACCCUCAUCUCUAAGGGAGAGACUGACAUAUUGGUCCUGGAAGCCGCUGAGACGUAUGGUGGGCGGAUCCGCGAUGUACCCUUCGCUGGGGUGAGGGUAGAGGCGGGAGCGGACAGUCCCCGACCCAUGUCACAGUCUUUCGAUAGUUCAGUAAAAGGUCUAGGAGGAAGGAUGAGAGUACACAAACCCAACUGGCAAUCUAUGAAUAUGGUCAGCGAAGAGGGCGUCACCAACCUGUCCUCUGUCGCCUAUCAGACCCAUGCAUGGCCACGGAUCGCAUACACAGUAAGGGAGGGCUUGAAUCUAGCAGAGGAACUGUUGGAGUCGCAUGACUCAGACAUGUCGGUGAGGGCGGCCUUCCAAAGUCUUGGCUGGUUCCCGACAGCACCAUUGGAUAAGACGUUGGAGUGGUUGCACUUCGAUUACAAAUUGGGAGAUGUGCCAGGAGCAGCAUCUUUGAAAUCACAUCGCUUCGAUGCACCAGAGCUCAUCGUUCAGCGAGGACCCAACGCCAACCCGCACCUUCAUGUGACCGAACAGCGAGGGUUCAAGUCUUACUUCGAUGCCAACUUUCUCCUCAUGACAGACCCUGCCUCCAGAGACAAGAUUCUGUUCAACAAAGAAGUAGUGGAAGUCAACUACGGCAGUCCCGACCACGUCACUGUGACUUGCCGCGACGGGUCAGUCUACCAGGCCGAGUGGGUCAUCUGUACCUUCAGCCUGGGGGUGUUACAGCGACAAAUGGUCAAGUUUACUCCGGGAUUCCCGGGCUGGAAGACCCGAGAGCUGAACCGUUUCGUCAUGGGAGCUCACACCAAAGUCUUCAUGGAGUUUCCCAACACCUUCUGGGGAAGCAGGGAGUUCCUCUUGCGCGUGUCCGACAGACGGGGACACUUUCCGCUGUUCGUCGACCUUGGAACCAGGAUCCCAGAACUUCGUCGGAGUGACCGCCACGUCCUGAUGGCCGAAAUCAGCGGCGACGAAGCCCGUCGAAUCGACGCCCAAACCACCCAGGAAACAAGCCGUGAAAUGAUGCGAGUUCUCCGUAGGUUGUUCAAAUUCAGCAUCCCCGAACCCCUGGCCGUUCACGUCUCUGGCUGGAACAGUAAUCCCUUAACCAUGGGCUCACACAGUCUCUGGACCCCUGCUCUGAACAUCAACUGCUUCCAUAAGAUCCAAUCUCGGCUGGGCAGGCUGCUAUUUGCUGGGGAACAUACGAGUUUGUAUUUUAGUGGGCACAUCCAGGGGGCGUUGGAGAGCGGGGAGAGGGAGGGGAACAACGCCUACCUGUGCAGCACCGGGGGCACCUGUCCGGCGUGGUCUGAGGGUGUGUCUUGUGCUUGUUCUGGCACGCCACCUCCGCAGUUUAGCAGCGCAUCUCGGGCUAAGCCUAAGAUGCUGAAAUUAGGAUUGGGUUUUGCUGUGAUGGUAUCAGCAGUUAUUAGGCUUCUGAACGUUUAGAAGCCUGCUUAAGGAAAAUAAUGGAACCUCCACCCCUGCAAUGGUUUGGAUUUUUGCUGACCCAGAGGGUCAGCUUUGUGGCAUCUUUGUAGCUAUCUGACUGACUGACUGACUGACUGACUCCCCGUGAGCAAUUCACAUAGGAUUACCCCUUGUGAAGACCACAUGUAUGAAGAGACUUCCAUUGAAUAGCCAUUCUGAACCACUGAAAUAUAAUUUUGUGUGCCCUGUGACCAGCUUUACUAUAUAGGCUUGCCUUGUGUUGUUUUCAUAGUCAUGCUUCAGAGCCAUUAUGUAUGUUUAUUCAGAUUUUGCAUUAAUGUAAUGAAUAUAUCACUUUUUAUGCAAAGUAUGUAUAUAAAUGCAAUAUUCAAUUGAAUUGAAUUAGGGCGGUCAAACCUCAAACGCCCAUGAAAUCAAAUUCAUAGAAUUUCUAAGCACACAAAAUAAUUCGCAAAUUACAAUUUGAUACGCUUAUUAUAGCAUGUAAAUGGCUGAAUAUUACAAAGUUUUGUGUUAUUAUAUUAAUGGUGAUUAUUUACACGGGCUAAUAACUAUCAUAUCUUAAUUUACAUAAUGCGAUUAUGAACAUUAAUGAAAUCGAAUUUAUGGUCAUUUUGUUUUAAUAAAUGAAAUUUAUAUUGUGUAAAUAAUGAUAAUUUUUAUUAAACUGUAAAAAUUGAUGUGUAUGUCGAGUCUAAAUAUUCAGUGACUUUUGUGGUGACAGGGCGCCCUCGAUACAAAGCUGAUUUCAAACUGAGUGUUUGGUGCGCGUGACGGGUAGGGCGCCCCCAAUAAUAAACAAAGAUUUUGUUUUGUCAAUUCAAGAUUUGCAAUAUUAAGGCUCUCAUGUGUCAACGAAAUUGAAAACCUUGCAUUCGUUAUUUCAAAGGGUCAAAUAUGAUAACCUUUUAAAGGAAAUAUUUUAAACAAGAAAGGACACAGUAAUGUAAUAAGUUG
This is a messenger RNA of Patiria miniata (bat star), 2902 nucleotides long. RefSeq names its product polyamine oxidase 1-like. Lineage: Eukaryota; Metazoa; Echinodermata; Asteroidea; Valvatida; Asterinidae. Gene Ontology annotation, molecular function: oxidoreductase activity. Bases 134 to 1942 code for a protein of 602 amino acids. The record is from RefSeq and is a predicted model, not a curated record. The transcript has 5 exons.